Colletotrichum costaricense is the source of this 1059-nucleotide messenger RNA. RefSeq lists its product as uncharacterized. The transcript has a single exon. The record is from RefSeq and is a predicted model, not a curated record. Lineage: Eukaryota; Fungi; Ascomycota; Sordariomycetes; Glomerellales; Glomerellaceae. The coding region runs from base 1 to 1059 and encodes 352 amino acids.
AUGUGUUAUGGUUGCCGCAGACUCGGCUUCGCGAGACCCUCGCCCCCGCCUGACCCAGUGCACGACCGGGAGGACGAGGAGCCGCUGCCGCAGCCAAUAGACUUCGACAGACCGGCGCCUCGAAAGAAGCUCCAACCGAAGCCCAAGACCAUCGUUCACUCAGCGCCUAGCCAUGACGGUAUUCCGGCUUUCGUGGCAUACUCGGUCCCCGCAGACACUCCGGAGGAUGCCGACCUGACGCCCUUGCGCCCACCGUACGCCUACGUCUUUUACGACACUUCCCCUGGCGCGCUUAAUCCGGGACGCGCCGAGGACCUGGCCCGCUCCAUAUUCGACGGCACCGAGGACAACCGCAGUUCUUGCGGGCUGCCGGACAGAGUCGAGGUCUUUGCUAUGCCCCUCCCAGCUCUGCCCGGAACAGGGAGCCCGUAUUCUGCCGAGGACGUGGGGCUUGACCUCGUUCUUUCACAAGAGAGCCCCUGGUAUGCACGUCUCGCCGCACGCGCGUCGCGAGACCCCCAGGACGCACACUGUCUCCAGCAUGCCGCCGCUUGCAUAAAUCAUCAUGAGCGGGAAUUCCAGAACCGCCUGGUCAUUGCGGACAGGGCGGAGGCGGUUUCGUGGUAUCUCCCAGAAGGUCUAAGCGACGCCGAGUUCACCCGUCAGAUUGUGGUUGUCGAUAGGCUUGAGGAUAAACCCAAGAACCCACCCGGACCUACCCGUUGGCAGGAAACGCUCGCCUGGACACACUCUCUUCCAAGCGAGCAAAGAAACCCGGAUAGGAAUAGGGCGGAGAGGGCUGAUAGCAGCCCGUACGGAAGAGUGUUGCUGGUCGACUGGCGGCCUCGCGACCAGGACGGGGACGACGAGGACGAUGAAGCACUGCCACUCAACUGGGAUAAGAUCGCGUUUGAAAUGCUGGGGAAGUCGGUGUUAAUUUCCUCCCGAUACGGAGUAAGAACCUUCUAUGAGCAUUUCCUUCCCGACGGCGUAUUCGAUUUUGAAAGAGAGAAGGCUCGUGAACGAGGAGCAGACGAUAGGGUGGACUUGCCGAUGUAG